Molecule: messenger RNA, 804 nt
Organism: Andrographis paniculata
Lineage: Eukaryota; Viridiplantae; Streptophyta; Magnoliopsida; Lamiales; Acanthaceae
Exons: 4
Coding region: 515-793 (92 amino acids)
Source: RefSeq, a predicted model, not a curated record
AUACCUGAGAACAACCGAUCAACCAACCAUAUCAUCAGACACAUGUAAUUAAAUCCAUGUUAAACAUCGCUUUAGUUUCAAUCCGCAUAGCGCUUUCAAGUAAGAGGUCCUUUUCGCAAGAUGCUGAUCAUUUUUUCGAUAUAAAAAGAAGCUUUCAUAGUGGAGAAUAAAGAAUUUGAAUCUGAAAAGGAAAUGCAGACAGGCUUGGAAUAAAGAAGUGUGUGGAAACCUUUGAAGACGGACACGCAGGCAAGUAAGUAUACACUGACCUGCUUGGAUAGUAAUGGAUAUUCACUGAUUGCAGCCAAUUGUAAGGAGGACAUGUCCAUAUCAGUUAUUUUCGUCGCCCAAAGUGCGAUUUUGGAAUACGCUUUUGGGACUAAGCAGCGAUUUAUAAUUUAAAAUCAAAAGGAAAGCACAUAAUUCAUUUAUCCAGGCCAGGAGAACAAGCAAAAAUCCUUACAGAGAAGAAGGAAAUGGCGACAGGUUUGCGCUGAAGAGCAGCGGUUUGAUAAUGGCGGUUAUCUUCAGAGCGACGAGUUCAUUGACGACCGUCAGAUCGGAAUCCACGGGCACUGGCAACGAUUCACAGACUUCGAAGCCACCGCCGGCGGCGAGGCCACUGCUCUCGCUCUCCAAGCCGACUUGGAUUGUCAGAACUGAGGGAGGACAAAUUGUGUGGAAUUGGCAAUGCUCCCAAAGGGAGAGUGGCCGAAAUGGUGCAGGAGCUGUGGUGGGAGCGGACUCGGCUACUGCAGCCGGUGCCAAGGCACGGGAGAAUAUCGAUAUCUAAUAGGAUUCAGG